AUGGACUCCUCAAACUCAUACAUGUUAUCACUACAGGUCACCAGAAGCCAGACCAGCAGCCCGGUUGCAUGUGUGGGAGGCAUGACGGAAGGAAAGACUCAGGUUGGCGUAUCACUAUGGAACCCUUCGGUCCGGGCGCAAACCGGGAGUGACGAGUUCGAGCACUAUGCCUUCCACAGCACCGCAGGCUCCUCAACAGCACCUACAAAUGGCAUCUCCUCACUUUCUCAAGAAUCGGAAUACCCCCCUUCUCCCUGCAGUUCCAUUCCCAAUAACUUCAAGCUCGACUGCGACUCAGACACCUCCAUGUUGAGCACCGCCCCCGCCUCCGAGGCCGGCGAUAACUUUCUUGUCAGCAACCCAUAUCCUGCGUACAAUCUCCUUGGUGACAGCAACAUGAAUGGCGUAAGCACCUGCAGUAGCGUCUCCAGCCCAGUUUCUCCCUCGGCUAGCCUUGAUAGCACCCCGACUACUGCCUCUAUUCUCCCCGGCAACAACAAAGCCGAGCUGCCCUAUGCGCAGCUUAUCUACAAAGCGUUCAUGAGCACCCCCAACAAGGCCAUGACACUGCAGGAUAUCUACCAAUGGUUCCGCGAGAACACCGAAAAGGGCAAGAGUGAUACAAAAGGGUGGCAGAACAGUAUCCGUCACAAUUUGUCCAUGAACCAUGCGUUCACCAAACGAGAGCGCAAGCCCGAAGGCAGCACCAACACCAACAUGAACGAUGAAGACAAUAAUGCCUCCACAGAUUCCAACAACAGUGAUAACAAGAAGUCCACGGAAUGGUAUCUCGAGCCUUGGGCAAUCAAAGGCGGCGUCCAGUCUACCACACGCUACCGUAAGGGCAACCACGCUUCGCGACGGGCUGCGGCAGCCUCGGCCUGCAACGCCUCCCGCCGCCACAUGAAGGACGGCAAGUACGAUUUGUACAGCAACGGCAUGUCCACUCUAUAUCGCUCUUCCCCCUCCCUUGCCAACCGUAACAAGAUCUCCAAGUCGAACAACCGCGCUACACUCCGUAGCAACGGAACGGCUCCUACGGAAUUGCAAAUGCACUACUAUACCUCCAGCCAUCACAUCCCUCAACAACAUCCCUUCGGAGUCAGCAUGGUUACCUCUGCGCCUGAGCAACACUACAACCCGUAUAUGUCUCCCGUCUCUGCAAGGCCGGCGGUGACGCAUAGUUUGCCAGAAAUAAUGUCCAUGUCUGCUACCUCUGCCCCUUCCUGCGCCGCUGACUUUUACGAGUCCUACACCGACCCUGCCAUCCUUGCCUCUUCGCUCGAGCAACAGCAACAGCAACAGCAACAGCAACAGCAACAGCAACAGCAACAGCAACAGCAACAGCAACAGCAACAGCAACAGCAACAGCAACAACAAGGCCAAGCUCAAAGGGAGGCGUCGGAGCCAAUUUCGGUGAUGAACGAGCCCAUCACUCCCGAGGCCAGUUUCGGCAGCCCUCCGCUCAUGGCGGCGAACCCCACGAGCAGUAGCGCGAGUUACUAUCCCAGCCCUGAGGAUCACGCCAUGAGCUUUGCCAGUGUCCAUCACCACGCCGGGUAUCAUCAGCCUCAAGUCUACCAGGGCGAGUCCCGGUAUGGCCAUCACAACGGCUGGGAACAUGCCCAGGGCGUGGCGGUUCCAGCUACGGGAAUGAUGUAUGGGCAUUAUGCAUAGAUGCUAGCACUUGAGCACAAAACAACGAAGAGAUAGGCGGCGGCUUGAUGCUACGACUGCAGGAAGCCAAAUUGUACCAAUACCAAUAUUACGAUCAUGAGGUCACGACACAACAAACACAGAAGGCGAU
Messenger RNA from Neurospora tetrasperma FGSC 2508, 1807 nucleotides. RefSeq lists its product as uncharacterized. Gene Ontology annotation, molecular function: DNA-binding transcription factor activity, RNA polymerase II-specific; RNA polymerase II cis-regulatory region sequence-specific DNA binding. The transcript is spliced from 3 exons. Gene Ontology annotation, biological process: regulation of transcription by RNA polymerase II. NCBI's taxonomy places the organism in Eukaryota, Fungi, Ascomycota, Sordariomycetes, Sordariales, Sordariaceae. Bases 1 to 1677 code for a protein of 558 amino acids. Gene Ontology annotation, cellular component: nucleus. The record is from RefSeq and is a predicted model, not a curated record.